CGACCGGCCUCUAAUUACGUUUCCACUGCGAAGUAGCAGUCUCACAUGGCUGCACAAGGGGCUAUCAACGAUGGAGCGACUGUGCUGACGCCCAGCCACUCAACUUCUGUCUCGGCUUUAUGUGUCUGGGAAGAUAAAUUGUACAGCGCUGGAAAGGACAAAGAUAUCAGAGAAUGGGACAUUAGCAGUUUAGCCCUUUUGCGCACAUUCAAGGGACAUACCGGUUGGAUUCGGGCUUUAGUGGCCGGGCCAUUCUAUCUCUUCAGUGGCUCUUGGGAUGACACAGUUAGAAUAUGGUCUCUGGAAACGGGUGUAUGCGCGUUCGUCCUAUCCUGUCCAUCUGCCAAUGCUCUGUACUAUGAACCAGCGACGCUUCGACUCUACUCGGGUGGCGGGUACAGCCGUGUAGUAUGCGAAUGGGACGUUUCGACUGGAGUCCUUACAGGAGAGAUGGAGCCUCGCGACCAACAGAUUGGGGGCACAGUGGGAUGUAUGGUUGGAGAUGGGGUGCGGCUGUUUGUAGGUAUGACCGAUGGGGCUAUCUCGUUGUACAAUUUGGAUACGGGAACAGGUAUGGGGUUUUUUGAUGGCCAUGCAGCGGAGGUGACAUCAAUAGUUUUACUGGAUGAAAAGUGCUACUCUAGUGGGAAUGAUCGGAGAAUUCUGGAAUGGGAUGUUCCUACUGGCCAGUUGUUGCGGAGAUUCGAGGGGCACGAGGCAUUUGUAUCUGCUUUGGCUGUUGUUCCGCCUCCAGUCUCAGACAGCGAAAGUCAUGACAGUGGGCCUUUGAAUGGUCAAGCAGAGGCAGAUGCACAUGAGGGCAAACUCAUCAGUGGAGCUUGGGACGGGACGGUGAGAGUAUGGGAUUUGGUCACUGGCACCGCCGAAGGAUAUUUGAAAGCCCAUCGGCUCAGCAUCAAUGCGUUGGUGAACGUCAAUGACAAACUCUUUACUGCUGAUGCUGAAGGUGCGAUCAAAAGCUGGAAUUUGGAAUCAAUCCCAGCACCGCCGCCCCAUCUCGACGCAGUUGCCAUCUCAAUGACACCACCCCCGGCGCGGCAUCUGUUUAACCCGUACGUCUUCCCUCCGCCGAUGCCACCGUACUACCAAGCCUUGCCACCACAUAUGAUGUACACCCAACAUCCCAGCCAAGCCUCCGGACCCUCUACAACAAACGCACCUCAAUUUCGCCCUCGCCCACCUCCACAAGGAGGACAAAUAUGCACGUUCUUUCUGCAGGGCCGCUGCAGAUUUGGCGAUGCAUGUCGAAACAUACAUCCGCCACCUGUGGUAGACGCUAAUGGGAUGGGGAUGGCUCUGUAAGAAUCUUCCAUCUAGGUAUGAUGCAGGAAUUGGAGGUACUGGCAGGGCCGGCGAGUUGCAUGGUAGUUAAUGAUUGCGUAUUCGGUUUCGGUGUCAUGGGAGGGACCGCGUGAACAUGAGCUUGGUGACUGUUGAAUACUCGGCAUGUAUUUUCGUUUUAGGUUGUAGCUCCUUGAAAUUGUGGCGGGAUGCAUGUAUAGUAUAUAUCUAUUUUUGUGUAUAUAGAAUACGGUCGUGCCUGUCUAGUUGAUGG
Messenger RNA from Spizellomyces punctatus DAOM BR117, 1576 nucleotides. RefSeq lists its product as uncharacterized. The transcript is spliced from 3 exons. NCBI's taxonomy places the organism in Eukaryota, Fungi, Chytridiomycota, Chytridiomycetes, Spizellomycetales, Spizellomycetaceae. The record is from RefSeq and is a predicted model, not a curated record. Gene Ontology annotation, molecular function: protein binding; metal ion binding. Bases 46 to 1323 code for a protein of 425 amino acids.